UUAUUUCAAAACAUUAGGAUAUAAAUUGAUUUUUUUACAAAUUUAUUAUACGGAGUCAACGGCUUCCCCAUGUGCCCAAAUUAGUGGAAUUUCAAAGUCCGAACAUGGCAAGCUAAGCUCAGACGAAGAUUUCUUCAACAUGGAUGGCGAUGGCGUAGCAUUCUUCUGCAAUCAUAUUGCCUCAAAUGUCAUUCAUCCAACACACUCCCUGAUAUUCUUCCGUCAAUUAUUCAGCAUUUGGCUUGUCAUAUAUGCCUCACGGAGGAGAUAUGGCUGCUUUCUCAAUUCUCAUCAAUCAGUGCAGCUAAAGAUAGACCCAAGAGGUAGAGGACGAUUAAUGGGAACAUCAGGGCAUUGCCUCUUUGGUAUCUUGCUAAGUGGUUUAGCACUGGCUCUUCUACAUGUUCAAGCUCAGGAUCAGUCAGGCUUCAUUAGUUUAGACUGUGGAUUACCAGAGGGUACGAGCUACACCGAAACAACAACUAAAAUUAACUAUGUUUCUGAUGCAUCCUUCAUAAACAGUGGAGUAAGUCAAGAUGUAGCUUCGGUGUAUGGAGAUGGAGAUACCUAUCCCAAGCAAUUGAGGAAGCUGAGAAGCUUCCCUCAAGGAAUCAGAAACUGUUAUAGUGUAAGCACUGUAAAGGGUACUGAAUACUUGAUUCGAGCAAGUUUCUUGUACGGGAAUUAUGAUGGCUUGGAUACGCUACCAAUGUUUGAUCUCUAUAUUGAGAAUAGCUUGUGGCAGACCUUAAAUUUCUCUGACAAUGGCAUGGAUGCUUACAUAGAUCUCAUACAUGUCACCUCCUCAAACGCAGUUCGCAUCUGUCUGAUCAAUACAGGGAAUGGAGUGCCAUUUAUUUCAGCAUUAGAAUUUAGACCUUCACUCAACAUCACUUAUCUAACUAUCUCAUCAUCCUUGUCACUUUAUACUCGAAUGGAUAUUGGUUCAACAGAAGAUCAAAAGUACAGAUUCCCUUUUGAUGUUUAUGAUCGUAUCUGGUCACCAUUUAACUCCAACGAGUGGACACAAGUAAGCACCAACCUUAGUGUAGAACCUAUAGGGAAUAACGGUCUCCAACUGCCAUCAAUUGUCAUGCAAACUGCUUCCACUCCAAAAAACAAGAGCAAGCCUCUGGAAAUUUGGUGGGAUGCGAUAGAUUCAUCUCAAUAUUAUAUACUUAUGCACGUUGCUGAAGUUUUAAGGCCUGAAGUCAAUAAAAGUAGAGAGUUCAUUAUCACUUACAAUGGCGAUUUUGUUCUUGGACCAAUUAUUCCAAAUUAUUUGUCCACGAUGUCUAUUUUUCCUAAAGAACCAUUGGAGGGAGCAAAUAGACAUGUAAUUUCCUUCAUUUCAACCGAGGAUGCAACACUUCCUCCUAUCAUCAAUGCUUUUGAGUUAUAUAUAGGGAAAAACAUAUCAAAGUUAGAAGCAGACCAAGGAGAUGUGGAUGCAAUUACCAAUAUCAAGUCAACUUAUGGAAUAAAGAAGGAUUGGCAAGGAGAUCCAUGUGUGCCAAUGGGAUUUCCUUGGAGUGGAUUAAAUUGUAGCAAUGGAACUGUUCCAAGAAUUAUAUCCUUGAACCUAUCUACAAGUGGACUGACAGGUGAAAUAUCUCCUUACAUAUCAAAUCUAACAAUGUUGCAAAUUUUUAGGCUAGAGGGGCUUGUGAUCUGCGGAAUUUGGAGAACAGUUUUUAGGGAAGUUCAAGCCUCUCGGAGUGCUUUAAUAUUGGAUUUGUCCGAUAAUGAGUUGACUGGAGAGCUGCCAGAAUUAGUAAAAUUGCCAAAUUUAAGGAUCCUUUAUUUAACCAGAAACAGGUUCACGGGCUUAAUUCCCAAGGAUCUCUUGCUAAGGGCUGAAGCUGGAUUACUUACAUUGAGUGUGGGUGAAAAUCCAGAUCUUUGUACAUCACUUGAAUGUGUUAACAAGAGGAAGAAUAACAAGAGGAAGAAGUACUUGGUUGCUAUAAUUCUCUCCAGUAUUAUAGCUGUGCUCCUACCUAUCUUUAUGGUCACUCUGGUAAUCUACAAAAGGAGAAAACAAAGAGGGAAUCUCAAAAGAUCAAUUCAAGAAAGGUUACUUAAGUCGAAAACCCAUCUGGUUCAUUUCUCCGAGAUAUUGGUCAUCACAGAUAACUUGAAGACAACUAUUGGGGAAGGAGGUUUUGGAAAAGUAUACUUGGGUGUACUGAGCGAUAAAACCCAAGUUGCUGUCAAGUUGAUGUCUUCAAUGUCACAGCAAGGCUACAAUGAAUUUAGAGCUGAGGCUCAAAUAUUAACAGUUGUUCAUCAUAUAAAUCUGGUUUCUCUUAUUGGUUACUGUGAUGAGGCUGAGAAUAAGGCACUUAUUUACGAAUUCAUGGGUAAUGGAAGUUUACGCGAUUUUCUAUCUGAUUCGAGCACAAAGGUCUUGAAUUGGAUGGAAAGACUCCAAAUUGCAGUUGAUGCAGCUCAAGGGUUGGAAUAUUUACACAAUGGUUGCGUGCCACCUAUAAUUCACAGAGAUAUGAAGUCUUCCAAUAUCCUACUGAAUAAACAAAUGCAAGCUAAAAUAUCAGAUUUUGGACUAUCCAGGGUAUUUGUAAAUGAAAGUGAUACUCAUUUCUCCACAUGUCCUGCUGGUACCUUCGGAUAUCUCGACCCGACGGUUCAUUUAUCAAGAAACUUCAUCAAGAAAAGUGAUGUUUACAGCUUUGGGAUUGUCUUGUUUGAGCUGAUCACUGGACAUCCAGCCAUAAUCAAGAGCUCUGAAAACAACAUCCACAUAGUUGAUUGGGUUAAGCCUCACAUUGCAGAAGGUAACAUCCAAAACAUUGUUGAUCCAAGGCUAGAAGGCUCUAUAGAAAGUGGUUCUGCAAGUAAAUUUGUGGAGCUUGCUCUGUCUUGCACAUUGCCAACUUCAGCAGGAAGGCCUGACAUGAGUGACAUGGUGUUACAACUCAUAGAAUGUUUGAAGAUGGUUCAAGAGAGAACCCCACAAAUGUCACAUAACAAUGCUGAGAACUUUUCAAACAAUUCCAUUGACUCUGGAUCCCUUCCUAGUCCUAGAUAGAGAUGAAAACCAAUCAUUCCUUUUUUCUUGGAUUCUAAAACAUUCUUGCUUGUGCUUGCACAUUAUUCUUCUGCCUUUUGUUUCAUUGAUCUUUCUCUCA
Messenger RNA from Benincasa hispida (wax gourd), 3152 nucleotides. RefSeq names its product LRR receptor-like serine/threonine-protein kinase IOS1. Gene Ontology annotation, biological process: protein phosphorylation. The record is from RefSeq and is a predicted model, not a curated record. Lineage: Eukaryota; Viridiplantae; Streptophyta; Magnoliopsida; Cucurbitales; Cucurbitaceae. Gene Ontology annotation, molecular function: protein kinase activity; protein binding; ATP binding.